AUGAUGCAGAACGGCUCAACUAAAGAUGACAAUUGGCAAAUUAAAAGUUCACAGGCAGCUUUAGCAACAAGUGCUACUGCACGAUGGAUGGCAAGUGCUAAAAAGUCUAAAUCUACCGACGAAUCAGUACCAAGUAAAUCGACAAUUACUCUUUCUAUCGGUGAAUUACUCCCACCUACGGAAGCGCGUGCAGCGAUUGUUGAUGCAAUUCAAGAAUCUUCAGCACAUGGUUAUGCUAUUUCAUACGGAAAUAGUAUCACCCGUCAAGCUGUCGCUGAAUUUCUUUCUGACAGCAAUCUCAAGUUUACAAUCGAUGAUAUCAUUAUGACAAGUGGCUGUAAUCAAGCUAUCGAAACGUGUUUCACAUGUUUGGCUGAUCCAGGCGAUAAUAUUCUUAUCCCGCGGUCAAGUUUCUCGUUAUUCGAUUCUCUCUGUGCUGCCGGUCACAUCGAACCGCGUUUCUAUAAUCUUCGCCCUGACAAAGGAUGGGAAAUCGAUUUUGAAGAUUUAAAAAAAAAACAUCGACGAGCGAACACGAGCUGUUCUCAUCAACAAUCCAUCAAAUCCAUGUGGCACUAUGAAAUCUACGCCGGAAUGACAUUCGAAGGUGUGAAAUUCCAUGCGACGGCAACUUUAUCCGAACGAGUACCCGUGUUGACAUGUGGUGGAAUUUCCAAACUAUUCUGUUGUCCUGGUUGGCGAUGUGGAUGGAUUGCUAUUCAUGAUCCAAUGAAUUAUUUAUUCGAUUCGGUUCGGCCUUGUUUAUUUGAUUUAAGUGUGCGACUUCUUGGACCAAACUCGAUCAUUCAAGCUGCUCUACCUCGCAUUCUAAACGAGACUCCAAAAAUCUAUUUCAAAGAUUACAUGGCAUACGUUCAAAAAAAUGCGGAAUUAAUGUUUGAUAUCUUGUCACAAGCACAGCCUACUAUCGAACCCCAUAAAUCACAAGGUGCUCUCUAUAUGCUCAUACGUAUUAAUCCUGAUCAAUUCGACGGAACAAUUGAGAACGAAAUAGAUUUUGCUAAAAAGUUAAUGGAUGAACAAGCAGUUUCAUGCGUACCGUGCACAUCAUUUGGUAUCUCGAACUAUUGUCGUCUGGUCACAGUCGCUCCUUUUGAAAAUGUUCGAGAUGCAUGCGAACGAAUUGUGGAAUUUUGUCACAAGUACCAAAAGAAAAGCAACGGGCACACUCACAACAACAACAACACGGAAUGA
Adineta ricciae is the source of this 1215-nucleotide messenger RNA. Lineage: Eukaryota; Metazoa; Rotifera; Eurotatoria; Adinetida; Adinetidae. The record is from the annotation of a GenBank genome assembly.